AUGUUAUUUUCAUGGCUUCCAUUCUUCAUACUGGGUAUCUCUAGUUCACUGUUGGUAGCUGGAGUCGAUCGAUCAUUGAAAGACAAGGGUGGUAAGGAGGUAGAAGGAGCGCUGAAAUCGCAGUUGACAACAAAGUACAAUGUUCCAGAUAUGUCAUGGAGUAACGCAGAAAAGCUGCUAAAGGAACCUCCAACGACAGAUCACAUAGUCCUUUUUUAUGUUCCGCUACAUGUAGGAUGUAGACAAUUUCUGAACAUUUUCACCACCCUCGCGCAACAGUUCCAACAAGAAGAACGUCACGUAACGUUUGUAAAGGUUGAUUGCAGUCGAGCGAGCUUCCGUGAAAAUAUAUGCCAUCGAUACAACAUAUCAGCUGUACCUACUGUGGCUUAUGUCUCCACAUUGGAGUUCCAACGCGAGUUGUUACCAUCUCGCAAUAUGUUACAGUGCAGCCUACGCUGGUCGAUCGCCAAUAUGAUGGAAGAUAUAGGCGCCGUGCAUGCCACUUGGUAG
Babesia sp. Xinjiang is the source of this 513-nucleotide messenger RNA. RefSeq lists its product as uncharacterized. The transcript is spliced from 3 exons. Lineage: Eukaryota; Apicomplexa; Aconoidasida; Piroplasmida; Babesiidae. Bases 1 to 513 code for a protein of 170 amino acids. The record is from RefSeq and is a predicted model, not a curated record.